This is a messenger RNA of Neohortaea acidophila, 1717 nucleotides long. RefSeq names its product pyridine nucleotide-disulfide oxidoreductase-domain-containing protein. The record is from RefSeq and is a predicted model, not a curated record. The coding region runs from base 110 to 1657 and encodes 515 amino acids. The transcript has a single exon. Gene Ontology annotation, molecular function: oxidoreductase activity. Lineage: Eukaryota; Fungi; Ascomycota; Dothideomycetes; Mycosphaerellales; Teratosphaeriaceae.
UGCCGAAAGCGGAAGCUCGACGCCGACCCUACGCCACUGCACUUCACCCAUUCAUUCAUGCGUGCUCUCUUUGUCUUCCACUUUCUUUCCUCCACUCGUCUUCCCUGCAAUGGCGACAUCAGCGAGACACGCCUUUCGGCGACCUCAUCGACUACUCGACAACUUCUGCUCUGCGACGUCUACAUCAUCACAAAAUGCACGAUUUGCAGAGACGCGAGCCCGAGGCCUUUCUCAAGAGCUGGACGUGGGGCGACGUGGGUUUGGAAGUACUGCACUUCCUAGAGGACACAUGGAGGCCAUACAGCGCUCGGGGCAGAGAAGUCAGCCAGGCAAUCUCAAGCGGAUACCGGCUCGCGACGCGGCGUUGAGGUCUUGGACGUCUGGAAGAGAAGAACGGUCUGGACGGCGGGGUAUGGCUACGAUCGCGCCGCAGAGUGGAGAAUAUGAGGCUGUCGUGGUUGGUGCGGGGCCUGCAGGCAUCACAUGCGUGGGCAACCUGCUGGAACGUGGCGUGCAGCCCAUCUUGUGGGUAGAUGAUGGAUUCGACGGGGGAAGAAUCAAUCGCAUGUACCGCGAGGUGCCGUCGAACACGAAGGUCAAGUUAUUCACGCAGUUUGCGGAGGCGGUGGCGCCGUUUCGGGAAGCGCUGGGAGGUGCGUCGCAGGAGGACAAGUUGCAGUUUAUGCGGGCUUUGGAGCAGGAGAAGGGGUGCAGGCUGAGCAAUGCGGCAGAAAUGUGUUUGGUUUUGACGGAGGGGCUCAGGAAUGCGAAGGGAUUGGAGAUGAAGCAGGGCCGAGUGGCUUCUGCUGUGGUUCAUUCUGAUACGGGGACUUCGACGUCUGAUACCCGAUGGACGGUCAACGUCGACGACACCCACCUGGUCACGACUUCGAACAAACAUCACAGCGUGCAGACCAAGCGCCUCGUCUUCUGCACCGGCGCAUCCCCCAACAACUCCCCGCUUCCCGUCCACGUCCCCAACAUCCGCAAUCUCGACCUCGACACCGCCAUCUCCCCCUCUAAAUUGCGAGCGGCCCUCGCAGCCGCAGGCUCCAACGUCACCAUCUCCGUCAUCGGCGCCUCUCACUCUGCCCUCAUUGUCCUCAUGAACCUCUACGGCCUUGCAGCAUCCUCUAGACCCGAUUUGCGUGUGCGCUGGUUCACGCGGCAUCCGCUGCGGUAUGCGAAGGAAAUGGACGGCUGGAUUCUGCGGGAUAAUACAGGGCUGAAAGGCGAUGCGGCGACAUGGGCGAAGCAGAACCUCGAACCUGACGUCUUUGCCAAAAGCGAUGUGAGCAAGUACUUCGAACGCAUUGACUACGAUGCUGGCGAGGAGGCAAGCGUGUUCGAAGAGCGAAUGCAAGGCUGCCAGUUCUACGUGCAGGCGAUUGGAUACUCGCGGGAUCCGUUGCCGGUGCUGCAUACGAGCGAUGGGAGGGCGAUUGAGCCUGUCUUCGAUCAUGAGAAGGGCAACUUUAACUAUGUGAGGGAGAAGAAGGCGGGGGAGCCGGAGGAGAUUGUGAGGUUGCCGGGCUUGUUUGGCGCGGGUAUUGCGUUUCCGGAGCGUGUCAAGGAUCCCCAUGGGAAUGUGGAGAUGGCGGUGGGGUUUUUCAAGUUUAUGCGGUUUGUCAAGCGGGUGAGUCCGGAGUGGAAUUAGCUGUAUAGAUGUAGAGUAGAGCUCAUAGAGAACAUGAAUGACUUGCACGUGAUAUUGAAC